CUUACUUCAAAAAGUUCACAUAAAGAAGGCCCAUUGGCCGAUCAAGACGAUUUGGAGUCCGACGCGAAAAACCCCUGAAAACCCUGCAAACUCUGAGGAAACUCUUUCGCUUCUGUUGAAACCCCGCCUUGCCCCAAUACUCCUGUUUGCCGAAAUCCUAUUGCGCUGCAAUCUCUCACUUGGCUCGCUGAAAGUUCUGUGUCAGAGUGUGUGCCUUGUUUGCGAUGGAAGAAGAAUAGAGAGGAACAGCAAACUUUUACAUGAUUUUGGGGAUAAACAUGAUAAAAACAUUCGACCUCAAAUCACCAACGUCCAUGGACAAGGAUUUCACAGGCUUAGUAUCAGAGGCUGCGAGGACAACGAUUUCGCCUGAAUAUAAUAUCUCUCCGCAGUCUAAUAAUGGAGAAGGUCCAUCGUCAGGUUCAGUAGAAGUUCAACCCAAGGAGAAUGCGAGCGAAUCUCUUGGUUCACAGGUCAAAGAAGUAGAGCAGAGGGGUUCUAUGCUCGGUGCUCGAGGCGGACCACUUUUCAUGCCCGGAUUGGUCAGUCCCUAUACCAGUAUUCCUCAAUUCCAAGCAUCUGUUACUCAGCAGUUAACUAGACUUCAUGAAGAGCUGCAUGAUGACUUGAUUGAUAUUGACGAGUUUGAUGUUUCGGUUGAUGAUCUCAAAAUAAUCACUGACGAGGAGCUAGUGGAUAGAGUUUUUAAAGAGGCAUUUAAGGGUUCUAGUAAAACACAAGGACUUCCAACACGUGCAUCGACUGAAAGUGUGGCACAAAAUCAUGUUCGAUCUGGUGAAGGGAAAUCUCAAGGAGAAGAGUCAGUGCAGGAAAUCCAAGGCAAUGCUCUGUCUGAUACAGAUUUAGCUGUUGACACAGAAAACAUUUCUCCACGUCUACAGUGCCACUCUGCUCUUAGUACUCUAAAGAAAAAGCGAAGAGGAAGGCAUUAUGACAGAGAGACAAGAGCUGCAGAGCUUGAGAGUGAUGAGAUACAGAAGGCAGAAUCACUUGCAAAAAUAAAAUGUCAACAAGAGGAAGACAAAGCAAAUGCCAAACUCCAUUCGCUGAUAUCAAAAUGUAGAGAAAGUACAUCUACAAAGUAUGAUAAUAUGGAAAGGUUGAAAUCCUUGAAAUUUAUCACUUCGAAAUUGAAGACAAAGACAAUAAGCCAGAUUGAGCAUGAGCCAGUGCAUUACUCGGAAGUUGUUUUGUGUAUUGAGUUCUAUCACAAUAUAAGGAAGGAACAUAAGAUUCAAGAAUUUCUGGUUUUAGGAAGCCAACCACUGACAGUCCUGAGGGAUAAGUUAUAUUGCUUAACGGAUCAGUUGAUGCAGAAGGCUGGACAACAUGUUCCUUCAGGAUAUUUUCUUAUUGAGAAUGUGUUCUACAAUGACUUCAGGGAUCCAAUGGCUAGUGACUAUAGCAGGCCAAUCAUCAACUGGUUCAAUAAUCAAAGAGGUGAGGCGCUUGAAAAGUGGAAGGCCAUAAUAGCUGCUGGCUUUAAAAAGAAACAAAGAGUGCUGCUUCAGGAAUCUUUGCCAUCAGAUCAACUUCCUUUCUUCAGGACUACCAACAUGUCUACAACUUGUUUUGCUGAUUUACAGUUUCAGUUAGGUGUUCGGUACCUUUAUUGUCACCAGGGUGAUUGUAAGCAUGGAAUUGUUAUAAGGGAUAUGCGGUUAAUUCAUCCAGAAGAUGUUCAAAAUAAGUAUGCCUACCCUCUAUUGACAUUUCAGCCUCGUGUGCGUCAUAGAAAAUGUACCAUCUGUGAUAUCUAUCGUGCAAAGAAGAUCACUUACGACGACAAAUGGGCUCCAGAAAACCCAUCAUUUUUUUGUGAGAAUUGUUACUAUCUCCUACACUACAAUCAGGAUGGAACUCUUAUGUAUGAUGACUUCAGUGUCUUUGAUUACCACCAUGAAUAGACUGGGAUAUAAUAUCUUAUAUGUACUUAAUUGUUUUGUAUAUAUUGUUAUGAGUACAUGAAGAUGUUCGAAGUCAAGGUCAAGAUACCUAAGGGAAUAGGAUCUAUCUCCUUUUAAUGGAGCAGUUUUGGUUACAUCCAUUGUACUUUUUGCAAUGCAUUGAGAUAACCUUUGGAGCUUUA
Molecule: messenger RNA, 2110 nt
Organism: Cryptomeria japonica (Japanese cedar)
Lineage: Eukaryota; Viridiplantae; Streptophyta; Pinopsida; Cupressales; Cupressaceae
Product: snRNA-activating protein complex subunit
Exons: 11
Coding region: 261-1928 (555 amino acids)
Biological process (GO): snRNA transcription by RNA polymerase III; snRNA transcription by RNA polymerase II
Cellular component (GO): snRNA-activating protein complex
Molecular function (GO): RNA polymerase II cis-regulatory region sequence-specific DNA binding; bent DNA binding; core promoter sequence-specific DNA binding
Source: RefSeq, a predicted model, not a curated record